Messenger RNA from Aspergillus nidulans FGSC A4, 1488 nucleotides. RefSeq lists its product as uncharacterized. The record is from RefSeq and is a predicted model, not a curated record. The coding region runs from base 1 to 1488 and encodes 495 amino acids. The transcript is spliced from 3 exons. Lineage: Eukaryota; Fungi; Ascomycota; Eurotiomycetes; Eurotiales; Aspergillaceae.
AUGCCAUCGCCCUCUCCAUACCCACGCAUCUACGCCUCGGCCAUUGACGGCCGCGCCGUGAACACGCGGUAUAAGCAGGCUCAACUCCAGCGGCUGCAAACGGCUCUGCUCCAGCACAUCCAGCGCGUAAAAGCCGCAAUACAAACCGAUACGAGCCAUGACGCUGGCGAGAUCCAGGCGGAGAUCGUUCUCGCACUUACGGAACUCCGCAAGCAUUAUUUCUCUUUAAGUCUCGAACAGGACCUGGAAAAUGAGUAUCUCGUCGCAAAAGGGAAAGAUAACCCUAAUGCGACAAGACCGGCGGGCUCGGGGAUAGUGUACAUCGUGCCGAGCACGCAUACUAUGUUCUUUGGGAUCAUCUCGGCUCUCUCUGCGGCAAUCGUGGGCGGUUGCUGUGUUAUCCUUGAAGGCUUGCAACAGUUGACGAAGAAUACAAUGGCCCUUCCGCCUCUCCUGCGACAGAUCCUCUCAGACGCUCUCGACGCAGACACAUUCGCGGUCGCAGAAGAAAGACCGAGCUCCUCAUUCCUGGAAGGAGUGCUAGUAGUUGCGCAGACAGACAUUCCGUCUCUGCCACAAUCAUUGCAGUCCCCUGUCAACGCCAAAACGGUAGCCGUCGUCGACCGCACAGCUGAUCUCAGAUUGGCCGCCGAGUCUCUCGUGACCGCACGGUUCGCAAUUGGCGGACGGUCCACAUACGCUCCUGAUAUUGUUCUCGUGCAGGAAUUCGCGCUAAAGGCAUUCGUCGAGGCUCUCAUCCACCAUUCGUCAAAGUACCUCGCCGGACCCGAUGGAGAGUCAAGAGAGAAAGCUGUUGGCGCGUCCAACCCGCGUCGACCAGGACCGGGCUCAUCAGUGCUAGACGCUGCGUAUAAAGAUCCCAGCACCCGGGUCCUGGUUGCGGGCUCUGGAUGGGGCGUUGUGGAGGUCCAUGACCGGCAGUCGGCCUUGUUGCAGAGGAAAGAGAAGAUAGCCGAGAAAGUGCUAAUUCUGCAUCCUGUUAGCAGUCUGGAUGAUGCUAUUGACUUUUGCGCUGGAUUCGAAGCUCUAGCAGCAACUUACGCCUUUGCUGACCCUCCAUCCGCCAAGUACCUGACCCAAUUUAUCGAGGCCCAUAUCUCAUUAAUCAACCACCUCCCUGUCGACCUUCUAAUCGGCCCUGCGUAUCCGAUCACCACUCAACUCCCUGCCGACAGGUCCACUCGGUACAAUGCGGCCAGCUUUCUCGUCCCGCAUCCGCAAUUCGUGACUGAAAGCGCCAGUUCGACUCUCCUCCGGAGUGUAUUAGACAAACCAACCUCGGCAGAGGCAGUCAAGGUAUGGGAUGACGCGCUCAAACCGUUACCACCCACGGGACAGAGAUCCGGCAAGAGGAUCGGGUUCUUCGAGCAGGGCAUUCUCACGGGCGUGGGGAUCACGCUGUUUUCUGUGAUUGGGGUCGUGGGGGCCGUCGGGUAUUAUUCAGUCUGGUUUUUGAGGCGCCUUUGA